AUGCCUCAAGCACAGCCCGAGCUCAAGAAGUACAUGGAAAAGCGCCUCUUCGUACAACUCAACGGCGCGCGCAAAGUCAUCGGCAUCCUGCGCGGCUACGACGUCUUCCUCAACAUCGUGCUGGACGAGGCCGUCGAAGAAAAAGCCAACGGCGAGCGCACCCGCCUGGGCAUGGUGGUUAUCCGCGGCAACAGCGUUGUCAUGCUGGAGGCGCUCGAGCGCAUGGACGAGAGACACCGCUGA
Messenger RNA from Cyphellophora europaea CBS 101466, 243 nucleotides. RefSeq lists its product as uncharacterized. Bases 1 to 243 code for a protein of 80 amino acids. Gene Ontology annotation, biological process: mRNA splicing, via spliceosome; spliceosomal snRNP assembly. The record is from RefSeq and is a predicted model, not a curated record. Gene Ontology annotation, molecular function: RNA binding. The transcript is spliced from 2 exons. Lineage: Eukaryota; Fungi; Ascomycota; Eurotiomycetes; Chaetothyriales; Cyphellophoraceae. Gene Ontology annotation, cellular component: precatalytic spliceosome; U12-type spliceosomal complex; U2 snRNP.